AUGUCCCUGACCAAGCACUGCUUAGCCGCCUCGCCCAGUGUGACAGGCACGCCCUCCAAAGGCUUUGAUGAGAAGGCGUACCUGGCGGCCAAGCAGCUGAGGGCUGGGGAGGACCCCUACCGGCAGCACGCCUUCAACCAGCUGGAGAGCGACAAGCUGAGUCCGGACAGGCCCAUCCGCGACACCCGCCAUUACAGUUGUCCAUCUGUGUCCUACUCCUUGGACCUGCCAGCCACCAGCGUCAUCAUUACCUUCCACAAUGAAGCCCGUUCCACCCUCCUGCGCACAGUGAAGAGUGUCCUGAAUCGCACUCCUGCCAACCUGAUCCAGGAGAUCAUUUUAGUGGAUGACUUCAGUUCCGACCCUGAAGACUGCCUGCUCCUGACCAGGAUUCCCAAGGUCAAGUGCCUGCGCAAUGACAGGCGGGAAGGGCUGAUCCGGUCCCGAGUGCGCGGGGCCGAUGUGGCCGCGGCUGCCGUGCUCACCUUUCUGGACAGCCACUGCGAGGUGAACACCGAGUGGCUGCAGCCCAUGCUGCAGCGGGUGAAGGAGGACCACACCCGUGUGGUGAGCCCCAUCAUCGACGUCAUCAGUCUGGAUAACUUUGCCUACCUGGCAGCAUCUGCUGACCUUCGAGGAGGAUUCGACUGGAGCCUGCACUUCAAGUGGGAGCAGAUUCCUCUUGAGCAGAAGAUGAGCCGGACAGACCCCACCCGGCCCAUCAGGACGCCAGUCAUAGCCGGAGGGAUCUUUGUAAUCGACAAGUCCUGGUUUAACCACCUGGGAAAGUAUGAUGCCCAGAUGGACAUCUGGGGAGGAGAGAAUUUUGAGCUCUCCUUCAGGGUGUGGAUGUGCGGAGGGAGCUUGGAGAUUGUCCCCUGCAGCCGGGUGGGUCACGUCUUCAGGAAGCGGCAUCCCUACAACUUCCCCGAGGGCAACGCCCUCACCUACAUCAGGAACACCAAGCGGACUGCUGAGGUGUGGAUGGAUGAGUACAAGCAGUACUACUAUGAGGCCCGGCCCUCAGCCAUUGGGAAGGCCUUUGGCAGUGUUGCUACCCGGAUUGAGCAGCGGAAGAAGAUGAACUGCAAGUCCUUCCGCUGGUACCUGGAGAAUGUGUACCCCGAGCUCACUGUCCCCGAGAAGGAAGUGCUUCCUGGCAUCAUCAAGCAGGGUGUUAAUUGCCUAGAAUCCCAGGGCCAGGACACCGCUGGUGACACCCUGCUUGGAAUGGGGAUCUGCAGAGGGUCUGCCAAGAACCCCCCUGCGGCCCAGGCGUGGCUGUUCAGUGACCAUCUCAUCCAGCAACAGGGGAAGUGCCUGGCUGCCGCCUUCCCCUCCCCCGGGGCCCUGGUCGCACUGCAGGUGUGCAACCCCAAAGAAGGCAGUCAGAAAUGGAGGAGAAAAGGCUCUCUCAUCCAACAGUCCGUCAGCGGGCUCUGCCUGGAGAUGCAGCCUGCCCAGCUGGUGACCAACAAGUGUCAGGCGGACACCCCCGCCCAGCAGUGGCAGCUGUUGCCACACUCCUGACUGUAGCCUGGGGCCUCCUCUGUCUUUUGCAUGAGACUCUGGGACUGGAAGGGGGUUAGGGUCGGGGAGCGGAAAGCGGCCUCUGUCCAUCUCGUCACAUUUCUCCCGGAAUCAUCAGCAAACACCCCUGCUGCCGCCGCCACCACCAAAGCUUGAACCAGGAGGGCGUUUGGGCCCAGGAUCAUGGCCCGAUGCCCUCUCUGCCACCCCAGCCUUGCCCUGGGAGAGGAGAUGGUCAGAAUGCUGGGCUGUGGCCAGGCAGAGCUGGACAGGCGCCCUGGCCCUUGUUCUAUCCUUCCCCACUUCUGGGAGUCCUCCCCACGGCGGAGCAAGGACAGAAGACCUCAUGGGGGUCCAACUGGCCGUGGGGCCUCCCUGCAGUGCCGGGACAGAGGGAGAAGAGAGGGGAAGCAAGGAAGAGGUGUCGUGUCCUAAGAGAUGCCAGGUCCAGCUGCGGGCUGCCCUGGUAAAGAGAGAAAUGGCGGCCUCCCAUUUGAAGGCAAAGGACAGGUAAUUCACAAACGAGCCGAUGACAGAGGAGCAGCAAAGCCCUCAAAGAGUAAGGUCUCCUGCCCAGGAGGGAGUUUCCCUGCCCCCCACCAGCCCCGCUGCUAUGGGACCCCCAAAGCUUAGCAAGAGGCUUUAGAGGGGACUUUGGGGGGCAAACAGACCCCACUUCUGCUUGCCCAUGUGUUAGGCCAAGACCUCUCCCUCAGGCCUUAAUGACCAUCUGGUGCCCUGUCCUAUGUCCCAAAGUAUGGACAGCCACCACCGCUGACCACACCCCUCGUUCUUUGUUUCCAACCCCUGCCUCCUCAGAAAUCUUCACCUCUGUAAACAGCACGCUGGCAGUGGGUGGAGCUUGGACAUCGCCUGGCCAGUCACCAGGGCAGCCUGGACUCACUCUCCCUUCCCGCUCCCGCUCCCUCAAAGGGACAGCCACGGAUUGGGGGUGUCCGUCUCCUUCUCACAGCCCUUGGGCCUCUUUUCUCCCUCCGCCUUGACCUGGUCUUGGAUCCGCCCCUGCUGCCCCAGGCCUCUCAUACCACCACCACCACUAUCUCCAGCUGCAUGAUCUUGGGCAAAAGCUCAUUGGUCAGCUUAGGACUGACCCACCUGGCACCAGGACCCUCUGCUUCAUAAAACCAGGGACCUAGGGUGUUCGUGGGUUCUUGAGGGGUUGGGAUUCUCUUGAACUUGUCCAGAAAAGAUUGCCCUGUGCUGGGGGUGGGGGAGCGGGGAUAUCCAUGGUGUCUCCCAGUUCUUCAGGAAGCGCCUGAGCCCCCAAAGGCGUCUGCUUCAGAUUGGAGCCAUCACCCACCUCCCUCCUCCCUGUGCCCAAAUGUCUAUCUCCCUGUCCCCUCCACACAGCCCUUGUCAGGAAGCCGAGUGUCCCUGGUUCAAAGCACCCACCCUGGAGGGUUCUCCACAGGUGCCCUUUCCGCCCACCCCUGGCUCUCCCUGGCGGCCCUCUGAGCCAGGCUGCUGGGCUGCAUCAUGUGCAGCCCCCAGGCCCAACUGCAGGGCAUGGGACCCUCCACCCGCACAGCCACACACCUCCAUCCUCUGCUGUGAGGUUUUUGCUAUGGGGGUCUCAUUUGGCUGGGGCACCGCCCCCUGAAGCAGCUUACAACUUGACUGGGAGGAGAUAGGAGGGGGGAUUCAGGGCCUGGGCCCCCUCCGACGUGGACCUUUGGGGGCAGGGCGGGUCACAGGCUUCUCUUGAUGACAGUAAGUGAACGGUGGCUCAGGUGGGCUCUAAGAGGGCCUCCCCCUCCCAGCCCCCUGCUUGUCUUGACCAGGCACUGAACCUGUCAGCCGCCCUUUGUGGGGACCCGGACCUAUUUUGUUCGCUUUUCCUUGUCUUGACCAAAGCAUGUGCCCUGGGUGCCCCUCGGAGACCUCAUCUCUCUGACCCGCACACCUGGAAUAAAACCACUUCUCAUACA
This is a messenger RNA of Echinops telfairi (small Madagascar hedgehog), 3479 nucleotides long. It is a transcript of the gene GALNT16, whose product is annotated as polypeptide N-acetylgalactosaminyltransferase 16. NCBI's taxonomy places the organism in Eukaryota, Metazoa, Chordata, Mammalia, Afrosoricida, Tenrecidae. The transcript has 15 exons. The coding region runs from base 1 to 1530 and encodes 509 amino acids. Gene Ontology annotation, cellular component: Golgi apparatus. The record is from RefSeq and is a predicted model, not a curated record.